AUGGGUCCCAGAAGACCUAGUUCGGCGACAGAUGUCGACUCACGUAUGCCGUUCGCAUCGGCGGAGGCACUGCUAUGGGGGCCAGAGAUGAAACAACAGCACGCCCAUUUGCUCACGGAGAUGCGAACACUUCAAAAGCAUCAUGAAGAAUACGAAGCCCGCAUCAGAUCUACCGAACAUGUUGCAGAGGCUGCCGAAGCUGCUACGUCGAGGGUCCGACACUUGGAGCAACAACUCGCAGCGAUCGAAGCCGAAGAUGACGACAAGGCUUUCGAGAAGUGGGCAGCAGGCGAGAUGACACGCCUCGGCAUCUUCGUCGACACGAACAAGCACGUCAGGCAGAAGCAGAUCGAGCUGGAAAGUAUUGUGUCUCAUGCUGUGGACGAUCUCGACAAGCUCAAACAUGUCCCGACAGAACUGAAGGGUGUUCUUCGACGUCUUGAUCUUCUCGAAGCUGGUCGUAAUCAAGACGCACGUCAGAUCAAGAGUCUAGAAGAAGAAAUCACCCGGCUCAAAUCUACGCGACAGGAUCCCAACUCCAUUUCUAACACCGUUGGCCCAAAGACCGUUUCCAGGUCUCAGCAUGGCAUGCUGAGAUCUAUGACACCGUCUCAAUUACCCAACGCCGAAACUUCAGAAGCAACAAGUGACACAGACGAUGAAGACUUGAUACUCAUGCCGGGUUUUGUACGUGAAGAGAUUCAAGUACCCCGGAGUCCAGAGAUGAGAGAAAGGAGACCAGUCGAUACGUCUACUUCCGCUGCGCCUCCAGGUCAUCCAGUGAAGUCAGCAAGACAGAGACUGAUGCAGAGACCUUCGAUCCACAACUCUAUGUUACCACAUCUAGCAGAGGAACAGAGACAAAUCCGAACGCCUGCUCCAAAAUCGAGUCAAUCAGUAUAUGCUGCUCCAGUUGCGACACAGCUGGUCCAUCACAACCGCCCGACCUAUCCUUCGCCCCCGGCUCCGGUCCCAGCCCCAGCUCCAGUGCAAAUUCCUACGCGAAAGCCUCGCCCACGCGCCAGAGUCGCCCCACCUCCAACACAGCUGACCGACAAAACCAUCACACGGAAGCGAAAGCAGCCUACAAAGGAGCCUCUCACUCAAAGGCUGACUCGCGCUCAAGCCAAGAAGAUUCAAGAACAGGAUGCUGAAGAGCGAAAGCCGCAUGUAACAGGUAGCGAAUCACACCUCCCACCAACACAGUUGGUCGAGCCAGCUCUUUCAUUGCGCAAGAAGCAAAAGACUGCCCAUGAUCAAGGAUCAGACAAUAUCAAGACCAGAUCCAGCACAGUGAUACGUCCCACUGGCAGAGCUCCAGCGACCGCAAAGCACAAUGCUGCUGCAAAUCAAAGCAAAAACACGGCGAUUGAAUCCACUCAGUUGGUUACGAGAAGUCCUGCCAAGUUGAACAUACCUGAAGCCACCACUUCACCUACCGACAGAAGAUAUGCCUCACCAUCUGAAUUUGCUAUGAGUGUUGCAAACGAACAGGAGCCAAAGUCACUCAUUGUUAUUCUACGCAGCCCGCAGAAAGCGACAAGGAUUGAGCGUAGUGAGAGCGAUGAUACCAAAACCACUGUGGCAGACAGAGCUAAGAAGUCACCUCGCAAAGCUGCUCUGACGCCACUGUCUCGCUCUAAGGCCAUCCCUAAGCCUUCGAGCACACGCAUUCCGGGUGGUCGGAGCAAGCCAGCUGUUUCGGCAACCGCUAGAAUUUUAGCAACCAUGGGAAGGAAACCUCGUUGGUUGUCUCAAUUAGAGGACUGA
Alternaria conjuncta is the source of this 1770-nucleotide messenger RNA. RefSeq lists its product as uncharacterized. The record is from RefSeq and is a predicted model, not a curated record. The coding region runs from base 1 to 1770 and encodes 589 amino acids. The transcript is spliced from 2 exons. NCBI's taxonomy places the organism in Eukaryota, Fungi, Ascomycota, Dothideomycetes, Pleosporales, Pleosporaceae.